Messenger RNA from Corvus hawaiiensis (hawaiian crow), 997 nucleotides. RefSeq lists its product as uncharacterized. NCBI's taxonomy places the organism in Eukaryota, Metazoa, Chordata, Aves, Passeriformes, Corvidae. The record is from RefSeq and is a predicted model, not a curated record. Bases 23 to 997 code for a protein of 324 amino acids. The transcript has 3 exons.
GGCCGGCGGGGCGGGAACGGGAAUGGGAAUGGGAAUGGGAAUGGGCCGGGAGUUGGAUCCGGGAAUGCUGGGAUUGGACUGGGAGUUGGAUCCAGGGUUGUCGGGAUUGGACUGGGAAUUUUAUCUGGGAUCGUUGGGAUUGUCCUGGGAAUUGGAUCAGGGAUUAUCCUGGGAAGGGGCCGGGAGUUGGAUCCGGGAUUGUCCUGGGAAAGGGGAGUUGGGUCUGGAGUUGUUGGGAUUGGACUGGGAAUUUGCUCUGGGAUUGUCCUGGGAAGGGGCUGGGAAUUGGAUCUGGGAUUGUUGGGAUUGUCCUGGGAAUUGGAUCUGGGAUUAUCCUGGGAAGGGGCCGGGAGUUGGAUCCAGGAUUGUCCUGGGAAAGGGGACUUGGGUCCGGGGUUGUUGGGAUUGUCCUGGGAACUGGAUCCGGGAUUGUCCUGGGAAGGGGCUGGGAGUUGGAUCCAGGAAUGCUGGGAUUGUCCUGGGAACUGGAUCUGGGAUUGAAUGCUGGGAUUGUCCUGGGAACUGGAUCUGGGAUUGUCCUGGGAAGGGGCUGGGAGUUGGAUCCAGGAAUGCUGGGAUUGUCCUGGGAAUUGGAUCUGGGAUUAUCCUGGGAAGGGGCCGGGAGUUGGAUCCAGGAUUGUCCUGGGAAGGGGAGUUGGGUCCGGGGUUGUUGGGAUUGGACUGGGAAUUGGAUCUGGGAUUGUCCUGGGUCAGAACUGGGUCUGGGAUUGUUGGGAUUGGAUUUGGGACUGGAUCUGGGAUUGUCCUGGGAAUUGGAUCCAGGAAUGCUGGGAUUGACCUGGGAGUUGGAUCCAGGAUUGUCCUGGGAAGGGGCCGGGAGUUGGAGCCAUGGUUGUCCUGGGAAAGGGAAUUGGGUCUGGGAUUGUUGGGAUUGUCCUGGGAACUGGAUCCGGGAUUGUCCUGGGAAGGGGCUGGGAGUUGGAUCCAGGAAUGCUGGGAUUGUCCUGGGAACUGGAUCUGGGAUUGUUGGGAUUGA